Enterospora canceri is the source of this 705-nucleotide messenger RNA. The record is from the annotation of a GenBank genome assembly. Lineage: Eukaryota; Fungi; Microsporidia; Enterocytozoonidae.
AUGGAAUAUUUUGAAGAGACAAAUCCAACACUUUACGAAAUAAAGGAACCUGUGGUCAGCAAGGAGUUCAUUGAGACCAAAAUAGCACCAGUGCACGGUACAACUACGCUUGCAUUCACAUUCAAAGAGGGAAUGAUAAUCGCAGUGGAUUCACGUGCUACCUCUGGCUCAUACAUCGCAUCACAAACAGUAAACAAGGUCAUUGAAGUGAAUAGGCAUCUGCUUGGAACAAUGGCAGGUGGUGCAGCUGACUGUUUCUAUUGGGAGAAGAAGAUGGGCCAAUAUGCCAAGAUGCAUGAAAUCAGAACAGGUAGAAGAAUUACAGUUUCACAGGCAUCGCACUAUCUUUCAAAUUGUGUCAAUAAGUACAGAGGAUAUGGCUUGAGUAUGGGAACUAUGGUCUGCGGAUACGAUGAAGAUGGUCCAAAGAUAUUCAUGGUCGAUGACAGUGGUAGUAGAAUUGAAAACAACCUGUUUUCAGUUGGAUCUGGUUCAACAAUAGCAUUGGGAGUGUUGAGUGCGAAGUACCAUCACGAUUUGACAAAAGAAGAGGCAAUUCAGCUUGGAAAAGAAGCCAUUUACUGCGCAGGACACAGAGAUGCCUUUUCUGGUGGAACUGUAAACGUGUUCUUCAUGAAUGAAUCAGGCUGGACCAAGAUAGGCAGAUGGGAUUUCAAUGAAAUCAGAGAUGAAAAGAAAGAGUAA